UUAAAGCUGGUGCCUUUUGGGUUGUGUGAGGGCUCUGCUCGCCUCCCAAACAACCACAGAACCACAGACGUGCGGCUCGGGGUUGGUGUUUGAGGGCGACCUGGAGUGUAAAUGGUUAAUCGUCGCGGGCCAGCACCAGUCACAAGGACGGCGCUAAGCGAGACGUGUCAGGGGUCACGGAAACCACAGAGGAACAAAAGUGGGGCUUGCUGCAACCAGAGGCAGCUAUGGCAUCUAACAGCCUCUUCAGCACAGUGACACCAUGUCAACAAAACUUCUUCUGGGAUCCCAGCGCCAGUCGGAGGUUCAGUCCGCCGUCCAACAGCCUCCAGCCGGUCCCAGGGAAGAUGAACGAUGUGAGCUCUCCAGCCGGGCAGCCGGACGCAGCGGCGGCGGUGCCAAGACUGCGUCCCCACGAAAACCGCAGCAUGGCCGAGAUCAUCGCAGACCACCCGGCCGAGCUGGUCCGCACCGACAGCCCCAACUUUCUGUGCUCGGUCUUGCCCUCCCACUGGCGGUGCAACAAGACGCUGCCAGUCGCCUUUAAGGUGGUCGCCCUUGGAGACAUACCAGACGGGACCGUUGUCACAGUAAUGGCAGGCAACGACGAGAACUACUCCGCCGAGCUGCGGAACGCCUCAGGUGUGAUGAAGAACCAAGUGGCUCGCUUCAACGACCUUCGCUUUGUGGGCCGCAGUGGCCGAGGCAAGAGCUUCACGCUGACAAUCACAGUAUUCACCAACCCACCACAAGUGGCCACUUACCACCGAGCCAUAAAGGUCACCGUGGACGGACCGCGUGAGCCCAGGAGACAUCGUCAGAAACUGGAGGACCCUCCUAAGACCGGUCUCUUCUCAGACCGCCUCAGUGAGCUGGAGAGGAUGAGGGUGAGGGUGGCCGUUCCCACUCAAGGCCCCCGGCCACCUCUCAACGCAGGGGCCAACUCCUUCAACCCGCAGGGACAGACGCAGAUAACAGACCCUCGUCAGUCCCAGUCCUCUCCUCCCUGGUCCUAUGAACAGACGUACCCGUCCUACCUGAGUCCCAUGGCGUCCCCCUCAGUCCACUCCACCACCCCCCUCUCCUCCAGCCGAGGCACGGGCCUGCCUGCCAUCAGUGACGUGCCUAGACGAUUGCCAGGUACUUCUGAUCUGAGCCCGUUCCCCGGUCAGUUCGAGCGUCAGUUCCCGGGCCUCUCCUCCCUCACAGAGAGCCGUUUCUCCAGCCCUCGGAUGCACUACCCGGCCACCUUCACCUACACGCCGCCCGUCACCUCCGCCAUGUCGCUGGGCAGCGCCCACUACCACACCUACCUGCCCCCUCCGUACCCGGGCUCCACCCAGAGCCAGAGCGGACCCUUCCAGACCAGCAGCACGCCGUAUCUCUACUACGGCGCUUCGUCCGGCUCGUACCAGUUCUCCAUGGUUCCCGGCGGGGAUCGCUCGCCCUCCCGCAUGAUCCCGCCUUGCACUAGCGCCUCCACGGGCACCUCCCUGGUGAACCCCAACCUGCCCAGCCAGACGGAGGGAGGGGUGGACGGCGACGGGAGCCACAGUAACUCCCCGACCGUUCUCAACACCGGAGGCCGCAUGGAUGAAGCUGUCUGGAGGCCAUAUUGAAGAAAAAGCGAAGGGGAAGUCAACUGAUGUCAUGGUUUGAAAGCACAAAACCUUUUUUUUUUUUUUUAAAUUGAAAAGGGGAUUUUGGAGCUCUCAUCUCUACGAUUUACUUGGAAAUUAAAGUUGAGAUAAAAAAAAACAAAGACUUGUAUGGACUCGUCUUCCUGGAAUGUGUUUUGACCAAGGCACUACAAAGGGAGUCAUUCUCACAGCAAUAACGAGAAAGACCAUUUUUCGGUUUACUAGGCCCAGUGGAUGAGACUAUAUUUCAGUUUUAUUAUAAUCCACAAGCUAAGGGAUGCUUCAACAAUAUUUGUAAAAGACUGCCUCUUUUGUAUAGUGUUUGUAUUUCAAUAAGGCUUUUUGCUGAGCAUGUUUUUGUACUACGACAAUAUCAAGAUGCAAGUUAGGCACUGAGUAGCAAGUGAUGAGAGUAACACAUAUGUUACCUUAAGUGGUAUGGACAGUAAAUUUGCUUUAAACCGAUUAAUUUAACUUGUAUAUUGUGGGUGAAACGUUGGUGUAGAUUGAGGCGUUUUCUUAGUUUUAACUUAUAAAGCCAUAAAUUAUGUAUUGUAUUUGAAACUUGAGUCAAAGAAGUGUAAUCUGAAUAUUUUUGAUGCAUCUAUAUGACUAAGUUAAAAUGUUUUGUUUUUUGAUAGGUAAUUUAAAAAAAGAGUGAGAGGUUUAAUUGUUUUUGUCGUACCCAAAGAUUUAAAUCGUUUCGAAUAUGAAAUGUAAUUUCCAAAGAGUAUUGCAACAUGUUUCUUCUGGUGUAACUUUCAGUUUUACUGCUCCUCGCGUUAAGAGCCCGACAUCCUCGCGAGGCGUUGACACACAUUUGGCCUGGAA
Messenger RNA from Plectropomus leopardus (leopard coralgrouper), 2471 nucleotides. It is a transcript of the gene runx2b, whose product is annotated as RUNX family transcription factor 2b. NCBI's taxonomy places the organism in Eukaryota, Metazoa, Chordata, Actinopteri, Perciformes, Serranidae. Gene Ontology annotation, cellular component: nucleus. Gene Ontology annotation, molecular function: RNA polymerase II cis-regulatory region sequence-specific DNA binding; ATP binding; DNA-binding transcription factor activity, RNA polymerase II-specific. Gene Ontology annotation, biological process: hemopoiesis; regulation of cell differentiation; regulation of transcription by RNA polymerase II. The record is from RefSeq and is a predicted model, not a curated record.